Molecule: messenger RNA, 1920 nt
Organism: Amorphotheca resinae ATCC 22711
Lineage: Eukaryota; Fungi; Ascomycota; Leotiomycetes; Helotiales; Amorphothecaceae
Exons: 4
Coding region: 148-1530 (460 amino acids)
Molecular function (GO): S-methyl-5-thioribose-1-phosphate isomerase activity
Source: RefSeq, a predicted model, not a curated record
UUUGCAGACGCUCAGAAGGAAUGCCUCUUUCUCUCGACAGUUGAAGAAGGGCCACCGUCUUUAGAAACAUCUCUCCUUUGCGCGUACGAUUCCCGCGGGUCUACCACGUCUUUGAAAACCACGCUAGAUCCGCCAACUCUGGACGAGAUGGCGGGGCUUGAAGCCAUCAGGUAUGAGAGGGGUAAGCUUGAGGUCCUGGACCAGCUGAGACUCCCUCAUGAGUUUGUCUACGACCAAGUAUCAACGUGCGAGGAGGCUUUUGAUUGCAUAAAGUCGAUGAGAGUGAGAGGUGCCCCCGCCAUCGCAAUCGUGGCAGCGCUCGCACUUGCCGUGGAGUUGUUCCACAGGAAAGAUGGUGCCAAAACGAAGGACGAAACUCUCAAGUUCAUCAAUGCCCGCCUUGACUAUCUCAAAGGCAGUAGACCCACCGCCGUCGACCUCUCCAACGCCAUUAAGCUUCUCAAGACGAAAUCUCAAGAUGCCGCCUUGGCCUCCAGCACCGCAGAGCAAGAAACUCAGUGUGCCAAUAUACGACAGGCUUACAUUGAAGCGGCGGAGAAGAUAUUGGAGGAUGAUCACACUACGAACUUGGCCAUUGGAAGAUACGGGGCGGAGUACCUGAGACGACAGCACGAGCCCGCAACGACUCCCACAGAUGAAAAGGAACAGUCGAGAUUUUAUACCACGAGCCCUCCUGGCACCCAAGGGCUUCCCCCAAGGACAUACAGGAAGCUGAGUGUCUUGACGCACUGCAACACGGGAUCCCUAGCAACGUCUGGUCACGGCACAGCGCUAGGAAUAAUCCGUAGCCUCCACAAGAUGAACUACCUCGACCACGCCUAUUGCACCGAGACUCGGCCGUACAACCAAGGCUCGCGCCUCACCGCCUUCGAGCUCGUCUAUGAGAAGAUCCCCGCCACGCUCAUCACCGACUCCAUGGUCGGCGCCCUCUUCGCGCGCAAGAAGGAAGAGAUGAACAUCUCCGCCGUCGUCGUCGGUGCCGAUCGCGUCGCCCGCAACGGCGACACCGCCAAUAAGAUCGGCACUUACAGCCUCGCAGUCCUGGCCAAAGCGCACGGCAUCAAAUUUGUCGUCGCCGCCCCGACCACCAGCAUCGAUCUCGAGACGCCCUCGGGUGCCUCGAUCAAGAUCGAAGACCGUGCCAAGACGGAACUCACGCAGAUCAGCGGCGCCGUCGUCGAUGCCAACGGCCAGGUUGACGUGACCAAGACGGCGCGCGUCGCGAUCGCCGACCAGCGCAUCGAUGUCUGGAACCCCUCGUUCGACGUCACGCCCGCCGAGUACAUCGACGCGAUCAUCACGGAGCGCGGCGAGGUGGUGCGCAGCGCGAAAGGCACGUUCGAUUUCAAGACCAUCAUGCCGGAGCGCUGGAAGGCGCAGGUGAAGGAGGGCAGUGAUGAGGGCCAGGCGACGCAGCUGAGUCAGGUGUCCUCCAAUGGGCUGCAGACGCCGAGUAGCAGCGUGCUGAGCGAGGAGAGCGUUAUGCAGUUCCAGAUGGAGCAUAUCUAGACGAUGGGGACUGUCUCUUUACAUGGCAUGGGCAUGGUUGGUUAUGAUGAAAAGAAAAGAAACAAACAAAUGAAAAAGAUAAAAAAAAUAGAAGUCAAGUGGCUUAGACGGAUGGAUAUUGGAUAAAUUUUCUCGAUAUCUUUAUAUUAGGAAGCAUAGAGUAUCUAGAUCAAGUGAUUAAUUGCUCAUGGGAGCGACAGGAAAGAUAUUGACGCUGCUAGACGGACUACAGUACGUCGCUUACGAGCAAAAUAAAGGGGCUGCUACAACUUCGCAAUCGAUGACUUGGGAAAUGACCAGGCUUGAAUGGGAGAGGUUGAGAUAGGAGGGUCACAUCAGUUUCACUUUGCUGCAGAAAUAUAUCAAAGAACCAUUUUUUUGUCGCUCCUA